This is a messenger RNA of Musca vetustissima, 702 nucleotides long. RefSeq lists its product as uncharacterized. The record is from RefSeq and is a predicted model, not a curated record. NCBI's taxonomy places the organism in Eukaryota, Metazoa, Arthropoda, Insecta, Diptera, Muscidae. The transcript has 5 exons. The annotation marks the transcript as partial. Gene Ontology annotation, biological process: septate junction assembly.
UCAUUCACCACAAUUUGUAUUAUUUUGAUUGAGUGUGUUGGGGAUCUAAAUUAUAGCAGUCAGGCAAUGUUGGUGUGUGGAACUUUAAGCGGUUAUUUAAUUAUCGGAACUUGUUUGUUAAUUGGUUAUUUCUUGGAUGCCGUAUUCGAUAAACGUGUUGCCAUAUUAUUAAAUUUUGCCGCUGUCAUAUUGUUUGUAUCAUCUGGAACGGUUAUUUUAGAUCAAUGGUCUCCGAAUUAUAGACGAGAUAAUCGAAAUUAUUUAAAUAUUGCCGGUUCUAUGGCCAUAGUGAAUGGUGCCGUAAUUGCCGUCGUUUGCAUUGUUCUCUGGGAGACAAGUGGCAAUUUCUCCAGUAAUGCCUUGAUUGUGUGCGGUACCAUGGGUGGUUAUGCUGUCAUCUGUGCUGUCAUUUUGAUUGGUCAUGUCAUCAACUCAGUGGUUGAGAAACGUUUGAACGGUUUGUUCUCCAUCAUUGGCUGUGUCCUGUUUGUCAUCUCUGGCGCCCUGAUCAUUGAUCAAUGGCACGAUAGAUCCGAUCUCUUGUUCAAGGAAAGCAAACGUAAUGCCUUGGCUGCCGGUUCAUUGAUGAUCAUCAAUGGUGCUGUCUUCUUGAUGGAUACCAUUUCCAUUUUCAGAACCCGUGUCGAGAUACCGGUCAUUCGAGAGGUCAGCAAAAAUAAACUGGAAAUUAAUCGCUAUUAA